This is a messenger RNA of Elgaria multicarinata webbii, 4607 nucleotides long. It is a transcript of the gene PIK3R3, whose product is annotated as phosphoinositide-3-kinase regulatory subunit 3. The transcript is spliced from 15 exons. Gene Ontology annotation, cellular component: phosphatidylinositol 3-kinase complex. Bases 125 to 2326 code for a protein of 733 amino acids. Gene Ontology annotation, molecular function: 1-phosphatidylinositol-3-kinase regulator activity; protein binding. Lineage: Eukaryota; Metazoa; Chordata; Lepidosauria; Squamata; Anguidae. Gene Ontology annotation, biological process: insulin receptor signaling pathway; phosphatidylinositol phosphate biosynthetic process. The record is from RefSeq and is a predicted model, not a curated record.
GGUGCAACUUCAGUUCCCUAUUCCAGCCUCCUAUUGCCCAUUCCAUCUUUAUCCCAGUGACUCUGAAGAUGCAAAGGGCUGGCAACGUUUUGUUCUAAUUCAGGCGCCUCCCAAUUUUCUUGCUAUGGCCUCAGCAGAUGGAUGGCAGUAUCGGGCUCUUUACGAGUAUGCGAAGGAGCGGGAAGAAGACCUGGCCCUCUGCCCUGGAGACUUGCUCACAGUCAACAAGGCAGGGCUUGUGUGUGUGGACUACAAGGAGGGGGAUGAGAGGAACCCCCAAGGCUGGCUACAUGGCUUCAAUGAGCAUUCCAAGGAACGGGGAGAUUUCCCAGGCACUUACGUGGAGUACCUGGGCCCUGUGAGGAUUGUGGCUGCCACACCAAAAUCUAGGCCGAGGCCACUGCCAGUGCCUCCAACUCCCAGCGGAACAUCUUCCAGCUCUCUAGGGGGGGGCCCUGGGCAGGUGGAGUUUGUCAAUCAGUUAAAUCUCCCCGAACAAGCACUGCUGAUUGUAAUGAGACUUGUUGAAGCUUUAGAAAAAGAAGGCAUAGAUAAUGAAACUCUCUACCGAUACCCUCCCAGUUCCUUUUGUAAUGCUCAACUCAAACACAUGCUUCUGACAGACCUAGCAUUGAUUGAAUUGGACUCAUUUGAUGUGCAGACAUUAGCUGAAAUGCUCAGGUGCUACCUGAAGGAGCUCCCUUGCCCCGUGAUUCACCCAGGAAUAUACAGUGAAUUAAUCUACAUAGUUCAAGAAACACAGACCCUGGAAGAGUGUGGACAACAAAUAAAGAUGAUCCUGGAAUCUCCCUGCUUCCCUCAGUGGCACAGAGUCCUGCUACAACAUCUGACCAGGCAUUUCUGUAAACUGUGCCAGAAUGGCAGCAAGAAUCACCUCACACCCAGGGUGCUUGGAGAGGCCUUUAGUGAAGUUCUUUUUAAACAGUCCUCAUCAAGCAUGGAGGUGAAUCCUGAGCAUCAUGUGAAGAUCAUUGAGGCUCUCAUUGUAGUUGGUGGAGUAUCUGAGAUGCAGACAACACCAGCUCUUCCUCCAAAGCCCUCCAAACCAAUAAUUCCAGUAAAUACAAACGGGACAAAAGAAAAUGGCAGCUCAACACUGCAGGAUGCAGAAUGGUACUGGGGAGACAUCACAAGGGAAGAGGUAAAUGACAAACUACGAGACAUGCCAGAUGGAACAUUCCUGGUGCGAGAUGCAUCAACAAAGAAACAGGGAGACUAUACGCUGACACUGCGGAAGGGUGGCAACAAUAAACUGAUUAAAAUUUAUCAUCGGGAUGGAAAAUACGGUUUUUCUGAUCCACUGACAUUUAAUUCUGUUGUGGAACUGAUUAACCACUAUCAUCACGAGUCUCUCGCCCAGUAUAAUCCUAAACUUGAUGUGAAAUUGAUGUAUCCUGUAUCAAGGUACCAGCAGGAUCAGUUGGUAAAAGAAGAUAAUAUUGAUGCCGUGGGCAAAAAGCUGCAGGAAUACCACAAUCAAUAUCAAGAGAAAAGUAAGGAGUAUGACAGAUUAUAUGAAGAAUACACCAGAACAUCGCAGGAAAUUCAAAUGAAGAGAACAGCUAUAGAAGCUUUUAAUGAAACAAUUAAAAUAUUUGAAGAGCAGUGUCAUACCCAAGAACGAUAUAGCAAAGAAUACAUUGAACGAUUUCGAAGAGAAGGGAAUGAGAAAGAAAUUGAACGGAUUAUGAUGAAUUAUGAAAAAUUAAAAUCACGUCUGGGUGAGAUCCAUGAUAGUAAACUGCGACUGGAACAGGAUUUGAAGAAGCAAGCCCUGGACAACCGGGAAAUUGACAAGAAAAUGAACAGCAUCAAACCUGAUCUUAUCCAGCUGCGCAAAAUCAGAGAUCAGUACCUUGUUUGGCUUAAUCAUAAAGGAGUAAGGCAGAAACGAAUAAAUGACUGGCUGGGAAUUAAAAAUGAAAACAUAGAUGAUAUAUACUUCACAAAUGAGGAAGAUGAAAAUUUGCCACAUUAUGAUGAAAAGACAUGGUUUGUGGGAGAUCUCAAUCGCAUCCAAGCAGAAGAUUUGCUUUGUGGGAAACCCGAUGGAGCAUUUUUAAUUCGAGAAAGUAGCAAGAAAGGCUGUUAUGCUUGUUCUGUGGUAGCUGAUGGCGAAGUUAAACACUGUGUGAUUUACAGCACUCCAAGAGGUUAUGGGUUUGCAGAGCCAUAUAACCUAUAUAGCACCCUGAAAGAAUUAGUCCUUCAUUACCAGCAUACCUCCCUUGUCCAACACAACGACUCUCUCAAUGUCCGGCUUGCUUAUCCCGUCUACGCACAGAUGCCCUCCCUCUGUAGAUAAAUUCUAGGAGGGUGACGUAUAAAUGAAAUGUUGGUUUUCUUGGAUUUCUUUUCUACAGUUUUUAUUAGAAACCAGAGGGCAUUCUUUCUCCUUAGACUGCUUGUUUUGCACAAGAAGUGAUUUGAUGAAUGUGAAUUGGAGACCUAGCAGCAAAAAGAUCACAGCUUUGGGGUAGGUGCCCUGGUGCUACCUGAAGAUCAGCUGUGUUUUUAUAUAAGGAGAUUCUCUCUUUCUGUCUCUGUCUCUCUUGUUCUUCCUUCAAAGAACAAGUAAACUCUCUAAAAAUGCAUACAAAAACACCUAGAAGUGAAACUGUGGAGAGACACAUUUUUGCCAGGCGCCAUCAGCGGAACGUCUACUUGGAUUUUGUUUUUCUGAGGUAUUGGUAACGUCUUUCAGUCUUAAGCUCCAGGAAAAUGGGGGAAGUCUCUGUACAGAAGCUUUUCCCUGCUAAUUUAGCAGCAUUGCUGCAAGUCAGACAAACUUAAAAAUGAGGGCUCUUCUUGAUGUAGCAUGGUAUUUGGUGAGAGGAGACCAAAGGAAUUAUGGGGAGAGUUUCAGGUUCAUAUUUAAAAGAAUAUCCUCAAAGAAAUGUUGCUUUAUAUUUUACCAACAAUAACAAAGUUUUGGUUUCGACAGCACUCCAAGUCUUCAAAUAAAGAAACCAAAUUGAACCCACCAAAACUUCUCUCAUUGCUGGAUUGAGCACUUAUGGGGAAAAUUGCAUUGCAAUCGCACACUUGCCAAAACUUGAAGAAAAAAAUAUACAAGCUAAAACUUUCUUGCGUAGUUUUCAAAACUAACCUGACCUGAUGUAACUGCACCAUCUUCCCCAUUAUUACUUUUUUAAAAAAACAACAACCACACAACACAUUUCGUUUCUUCCAAGGAUGUCAGAUUUUGUUUUUAAAAGUUACUAAGCUUUGGAAUGUAAACCAGAAUGAAGCUGGCACUUGGCAUGUUUAUAAGAUGCUAAACAAUGAAUAUUCUGUUUGAAAACGUUUGUUUGUUAAGAUUUUAUUUUUUAAAAAGUGCAAUGGAUUGCUUCUCAGUGGCUUGCUAAACCAAAAAACAACAACAAAACUAUGGGUGCAAUCUACAUAUUGUUGAAACUGGUUACAAAACUAUACUUUUAAUGCAUUUGGAUUGCACCCUAAAUCGUUAAUUCCAUUGCACAGGUUGUAUACUUACCCUUAGAAUUCAUUGUUGGCUUACAUAUCAUAAGGCAAAUAUUUGGGUAGCUGAAUUCUGUGGGACUAGUCAAGAUAUAAAGUGGUAGAAUCUAUCAGUAUGUAAACAGCUUUGCUUGGUCUUCUGCCAUCGUCAGAUUCAUCUGGAUUAUAUGUGACGUCAAAUAAUGAAAUUAUAGCAAAUAGUGAGAACUGGAUCCACUAGACUGUGAGAAUUUGUGCUCCUAAAAAUGCUAUUUUGACUUCUUCUUUUUGUCACUACAUAUAUGCCCUUGUUGAUUCUUCAUUGUAAUUCCUAAAGAUUAUACUUGAGCUAGAACACUUGCUAAUGCAACAAGGAAAAAUAGGCGGAUUCAGCAUGAAAUCUUUCCUUUUUCGGGUGCAGUAUUUGAAGUGCAUGCCAGGGAGUUGGGACAUGGAUCUUUUCUGGCUCCACCCCACCUUCAGUGCCACCUUGAACCCCCAGACUGUUAGACUAAUGUUUACACAAAGCAGAAUGCACUAUAUGGGAGCAUAGAAGUAUUACACAGAAUAUAAAAUUGCUGAACAGGAAAAUGAUAAAUCUUGAGCACUAAUCAGUAGCUGGAGGGGCCAAACUAGAUUGCUUGACAUGUCCCAAAAGCACUUCUUUUGCACUAAUCUACCACCACUUAAGCUGAGUGCUGGCAAACCUGCUUGCAGCAGCAUCUUCUAAAAAUGGAACAGUGGUUUUCAAAAAAACUACUUCUUUAAAUUUGUGAGAAGAUAGUGAAUUACCUAAUGUGCCCCCCCCUCUCCCUAAACCUGGAGACCCUGCUUCCCCUUCAGUCACCAGCAAUAUUUUCUUUCAUUAAAUGCGGCUCUAGGUUUUGCCAGUUUAAAAAGCCAGCAGGGUGAUCCUCUGGAGACCUGACCUGCUUGCACAUCCUAAUCUGGUACAUGCACAUUGCUUCAUGUUCCCCAGUCACAAAAUCUUACCUAGACGACAAAGGCUCCUUCUCAAAAUCCACAGAAUGUUUCAAAGGCCACCAAUGAUAAAUCUUUCUAUUUAAAGUAUAACUAAACAAUUAAAUGAACUAAUUGGCAAUAUAAGGAAACCCCACCCACCCCAC